Messenger RNA from Bursaphelenchus okinawaensis, 537 nucleotides. The record is from the annotation of a GenBank genome assembly. Lineage: Eukaryota; Metazoa; Nematoda; Chromadorea; Rhabditida; Aphelenchoididae.
AUGAGUGUAGUUAAGGUCACCUCAUACUACCCAGCCAAGGGAGCACCCAACGGCGAAGGAGAAGGCCCAAAUAAUGGACGGCAAAGUCUACAAAUGGCACAACAGUGGCCUCGACCAGAGGGAUUAGCCAAAGUCUACCAGCUAUGCUACUUACCCAACGUCACCAUAUACAACGGUCGGGUCACGCUCACGACCAAGAACCGAUCCGGGGUCUUUAGAGCAAACCUGACCACGGAAAAUCGACAAGUUGUCCCGGUCACGAGCGCCAUCAACCACGCCCAUGACCCCGUUGCCACAAACGGAGACAUGGUCUUCCUGGCGGUUAAGGUCGAAUUCAGCAAUAUUGGAGCGUUUCUAAAAGCCAACUUAGACGCUCCGAUUCCAUUGCCCCGAUGGAUACAGCAAGAAUAUCCCUACGGCAACUGGACAGUCGAGAACGAUUGGCCUUCAGAAAUCCCCAUUUUGAUGGCCAACAGAGAAAAGAGCCUAAGGCCAUUCUGGCGGUACCGAAACACGGACUACAGACAAGAUCAAUGA